Messenger RNA from Eupeodes corollae, 2044 nucleotides. RefSeq names its product nucleosomal histone kinase 1 (gene ball). Gene Ontology annotation, molecular function: ATP binding; protein serine/threonine kinase activity. NCBI's taxonomy places the organism in Eukaryota, Metazoa, Arthropoda, Insecta, Diptera, Syrphidae. The coding region runs from base 169 to 1818 and encodes 549 amino acids. Gene Ontology annotation, cellular component: nucleus; cytoplasm. The record is from RefSeq and is a predicted model, not a curated record. The transcript is spliced from 3 exons. Gene Ontology annotation, biological process: signal transduction; peptidyl-serine phosphorylation.
UGAGAAGAAAACGGCGCCUUUCAAAAUUAAAACCACAAAAAUCAAACAAACAACCAAAUUCAUGAAUUUGAAAUAAGAAUUUAUUAUUGAUUGUACAUACCUCAAGUCAGCAUUUAGCAUUUAACAUAACAGAAAAACAUUCCAAUAAAACAUUCAUAUUAAAAAAUCAUGCCGCGUGUAGCAAAACCCAAAGCUGCCGCUGGAGCAGCUGCAGUUGUUCCGCCGAAAAGAAAACCGGCGGCUAAGAAAAAGAAUGACCAUGUCAUGGGAGAGCCAAUUCCAGAAGGUGAAAUCAUCACCGAUUUGUCCAAGACGGCAUGGAAAAUAGGCCCGUCCAUAGGAGUCGGAGGCUUUGGGCAGAUCUAUUCCGCUUGUAAAGCCUCAAAUCCUCCAAAGAAAACAACAGACUAUGAGUAUGUUGUGAAGAUUGAACCCCAUGCCAAUGGCACUCUAUUCGUUGAAAUGCAUUUUUAUAUGCGAAAUGCUCGACUUGAGGACAUAACCCAGUUCAAGAAGGCCAAUGGCCUUAAGUCAUUCGGAAUGCCGUACUUGGUUGGCAGUGGUUCACACGACAUCAACAAUAUCAAACACCGCUUUGUUGUGAUGCCACGAUAUGGCAGUGACAUUUGGAAAUUCUUCCUCGAGAAUGGAAGAAAGAUCCCAGAGCACACAAUCUAUCGACUGGCAUUGCAGAUGCUGGAUGUCUAUGAGUAUAUCCACGGCAGGACGUAUGUCCAUGCUGACUUGAAGGGGGGCAACAUUCUGCUGGGCUAUGGCAAAGGGGGUGCUUCUCAGGCGUAUUUAGUUGACUUCGGUUUGGCCAGUCAUUACACACAAAAGGAUUUCAAGCCAGAUCCGAAGAAAAUGCACAACGGAACAAUUGAAUACACUUCGAGAGAUGCUCACAUGGGUGUGCCGACAAUGCGAGGGGAUAUCGAGAUUCUCGGAUACAAUUUAAUAGACUGGUCGGGUGUUAUGUUGCCUUGGGAGAAGGAGAACUUGUUGAAGGUUCCCCUGAAAGUACAGAAAUCCAAAGAAGCUUUCAUGGAUGAUGUUAGUGGAUCUAUGAAGAAAUUAUAUCCCAAAGGAGUGCCAACUCCAAUCCUGGAGUUUAUGAAAUAUGUUGCAACAAUGGAAUACAACGAGAAGCCCGAAUAUGAAAAAUGUCGAAAAAUGUUCCAAUCAGGUUUGAAAGCCCUCAAAGUUCAAAAUUCUGGUGAUUUGGACUUUAAACUAAAGUCAACUCCAAAUUUCAAAGCGAAACUAAAGCAACCCGAGGCACCAAUCUCAGAUCAAAACGAUUCCGAAAGUGAUGAAAUUUUCGAAAAGAGCACACCUCUCAAACCCAAAGUAAAACCAGAGAAACUAAAUUUAAAGAAAAAUAAACCAUCUCCAGAAGAACCUCCUAGUGCAAAGAAGAAACCCCCAAAGGAAUCACCUAAGAAGAGGUUAAAAUCAACACCGCCACUUCGCUCCUCACCACGGAACACUUCAAUUUCGGCAAAUAUAAAUUUCAGCCCAGUUGUAUCAAUACGUAAGAACGCACAUUCCGGAACACCGAAUAGUUCUCGCAAACCAGGUAAAACCAUAAUAAACGACAAUCUCACCCCAAAUCCAAAAAGUGGAAAAACCUAUGAAUUUAAUUUCGAGUUAGAUGUUAGUAUGGAUGCUAAUGUUGUGGUCAAUGUGAAGCGAAAGAAAAAGGCUGAAAGUAGUGAGACGAAUUCAGUGAAUGAGAAUGAAUCACCAAAAACAAGAGUGAAGGUUAGAAGGAUGAAUAUGAAGUCAAGAACUGCAGCAGACUCUCUUCGAUCGUAGUAUUCUCUUUUUUUUUAAACUUUUCUUGUUGCAUAUUUUAGUGUGACUUUUUAUUUAAAAAACAAAACAAAAAGGAUCUUUAUCUGUUUUCCUCUUAUUAUUACUUAUUAUCUAUUGUAUUAUUAAUUAUUCUAUUAUUAACAUUAUCAAACAUCUGAAAUUAGUUGAGUUGAGUUUCGUUUUUUUUUUUUUUUCAAAAUAAAAUAACUAUUAUGGAACAUACACA